Epinephelus lanceolatus (giant grouper) is the source of this 1843-nucleotide messenger RNA. It is a transcript of the gene b3gnt2l, whose product is annotated as UDP-GlcNAc:betaGal beta-1,3-N-acetylglucosaminyltransferase 2, like. The record is from RefSeq and is a predicted model, not a curated record. Gene Ontology annotation, cellular component: Golgi membrane. Gene Ontology annotation, molecular function: protein N-acetylglucosaminyltransferase activity. Lineage: Eukaryota; Metazoa; Chordata; Actinopteri; Perciformes; Serranidae. Gene Ontology annotation, biological process: protein O-linked glycosylation; poly-N-acetyllactosamine biosynthetic process.
GGGCGUGGCCUCCACCUGCCUGCAGUGCUGUGUGAACUGAUCGCCUGAUCUUAUAAACGGACCUGCACCUGUAUGUACUUACAUUGCCUUUUCUGCUUGACGGGCGAUCAUCUUGGACUUAGUAUAUCCAGAACAUCACCUGAAGACAAUAACACACCAGGUCCCGGGACCAUCUCCCCUGAAAGAUGAUCUGUUUCUAGAACAACGCACCACACAGCUUGGUUUACUUACCUCGAGCCAAUGAGACGUUUUCAUACCUUGAGUGCUUUGGUUCUCCUUGUCACUUUAUUUCUGAUCUUCUACUCAACCCUACACUUAGAGGUGACCUACAGUCGCAGAGCAGCACCAGAGGACCACCUCAAGCAUGUCAGCCUCCAGGCCCACGACAGAAAAACACCAUCCUCCAAGCAGGAGAGCUUCACUACACCUCACCCCAAUGUCCACAAUGUGUCUGUUUCUGAUGGCCUCAGACAAACCAUCCCUCAAAAUGGAGCGUACUGGAACCGCCUUUUGCGCUCGUCCCUCAGGAAUCUGGACAAGGGAGAUAAUCCUUUUGGACAUGACUCUGAUUGGUCUGGCUGCAGGGAGACAAAUCUAGAGCUUCUGCAAACAAAUGUGCAUGACUUCACCUCCUAUUUUGCCUUAUUCCAGGACUUUUUGCAGGGCAUGAACUGCAGGUCCCCUCCAGUUCUGCUCAAUCAACCCAACAAGUGCUUCUCUAAAGGGAAAGGAGACAACCGGACCUUCCUGCUUAUUGCCAUUAAGUCAAGUCCUGGAAACUUUGAGCGAAGACAGGCGGUGCGGGAGACCUGGGGACGAGAGGGGGUGUAUCAGAGUGGACUGAGAGUGCGCACUGUGUUCCUAGUGGGAAGCUCCCCACUUGAGGACCCUGACCUCAGCCCACUGCUGUCAUUUGAAGCAAGAUACUUUGAGGACAUCCUGCAGUGGGACUUUCAUGAAUCUUUCUUGAAUCUGACGCUCAAAGUGAACACAUUCCUCCAGUGGGCACUGAAAUACUGUCCUCAUGCCUCCUUUGUUUUUAGUGGAGAUGAUGAUGUAUUUGUUAACACACCCGCAUUAAUCAGCUACCUGCACUCUCUGGAGCCUUCGAAAGCCUCUCGGCUGUAUGUUGGACAUGUCAUAAGCACAGCAAAUCCCCUCAGGGACCCCAAAAGCAAAUACUACAUUCCUCUGAGUUUCUAUGAAGGCCCAUACCCUGCUUAUGCUGGUGGAGGUGGUUUCCUUAUCUCUGGAGCAUUGCUGCAACCCUUUCAUUCAGUUUCACGCAUUAUUCCUUUCUUCCCCAUCGACGACGUCUAUGCUGGGAUGUGCUUGAAGGCUAUGGGGGUUUCUCCGGAGGCAAACGCAGGCUUUCAGACAUUUGACAUCAAGGAGGAGGAUCGUGAGAAUCUGUGUGUGCAUAAAGAUCUGAUUCUGAUUCACCAGCGCUCUCCUCAACAGGUGAAGAAGUUGUGGAGGGGUAUUCACAGCCCCUUGCUGACUUGUUGAAUAGGACUGGUAAGCAAAAGAUACCGCGAUUUAAAAGAAGAGAGGAAAGACUGACUGCAGCAACAUGCUGAGGCCAUGGCUUAUUUACUUCCAUCGUUGUCCCUUUCACUGUCCUUUUUCAAGAUGAUGCAGCAAGAGGAAGUGUAAUUGAGGGUUUCAUACAGUCUGCUGUUGACAUCUGGCAUGGACUCAAACUUGUAGCAUGAACAAAUGCAGAGUAGUUCAUUUAUAAUGGAAAUAUGAGCAUAGUGGGUCAAGAUAUUUCACUGCCAAGUCAGACUGAACACCUUUUUCCUUUUGUUCUACUGAAUUCAAAUAAAAAUAAUUCAACCAA